AUGCCCACUAGUUGCACUGUCACCGAGAGAGAAAGAGAGAGACAAGAGUGUGAGAGAGCUGAAAGGGUGAGAGAAGAAAGACGUGAGAAUGAGAUAGUUUUUAUUUCGUUUUCAUUUCAAUUUUGGGAACUUUUUCUUCGAAUUCUUCGUGCAUGGCGACCAAAACACAAGGACAUUGACGAGUCGAGCCCUUCUCUAGCCAAGCAAGUCGAUGGAGUUGACGAGAAAAAUCCCAGAAAACUCUCGAAGGAUUCUUUGCCGGAGAAAUCUCCGGCAUCAAGAUAUGUCGAUUGCAGCGCCAAAAAUAGCUGGACUGUCGAUGGAUUGCCUUUAGGGCACGGGAGCGUGGUUGGUGAGCCAAUUCGUCGUAAUCAGUGGGAUUCUAGCCUCUUCGCUUGUCUCUUGCACAACAAUGAAUUCUGUAGCAGCGAUCUUGAAGUUGUUGCGUUGAAGAUGUCUUCUUUAAGGCCCUGCCACUCGCUGAUGCACAGUGCUAUAAUGGUUGCUUAAAUAAUUGUUGAUGCAAAGCUCCAUGCUGAGUUUGAGGAGUUAGACACUUGAAAGUUAGAUUACCGAACACUUAUGCAACUUGCUCAUAUCAUAUCUGGUCUAUGAACCUUCACUAUUAUAAGCAGUUCAAAUUGUUUAUGCACAGAGGUUACUACAUGUGAAAUUCUAUGGAGGUUGCAUCACAUCUGGUUUGCAGCAUAUAAAUUAUGCCUUAUUGCAAUUAGUUUUCUAUUUUUUUUUCUGCACUGUAUGUGCUAAAUGAGCUUAUUCUUUUUCAUGAUUAAGAGAAAUUGAGUAUUCAUUUCAAAUUUUGUAUUCAAUGAUGUGGUCUUAGAUGAAAUUUGUAUUUCUUAUUGUGAUGAGUUUAUGUAAGUUAGACAAGAUACUUCAUUGGGGUAAAGAGGAGCCAAAUCAAUUAUAACAUUUAAAGUUGAAUGAACCUGAGAUAGAACUUGUUUCUUUCUAGCAAUACCACGUGGCUGAUUCACUACAUUUAUGAAUAAAUGAGGAGAUUGAGUAAAGACAUUAGUUGAUUAUUAUGACUAGUUUAAUAUUUUUUUU
Messenger RNA from Humulus lupulus (European hop), 1071 nucleotides. RefSeq lists its product as uncharacterized. Lineage: Eukaryota; Viridiplantae; Streptophyta; Magnoliopsida; Rosales; Cannabaceae. The transcript has 3 exons. Bases 1 to 510 code for a protein of 169 amino acids. The record is from RefSeq and is a predicted model, not a curated record.